UUAUCACAUAGGCGCUUUUUGACCAAGGUUGUCUGCUACUGCUAGCUGUGAGCUAGUAUCAGUUUGAUAAAAGUCACAGAUGAUGGGGUCCAGAGGAAGAUUGCUGCACUGUGCCUGCAGAAAUGGUUUUCAACAAUUUGUUCGAGGAAAGGCUUCUCAAGCAGCAGCGGUCAAACCUUUUGUCUACCAAGACAUGCUCCAGUUUGAAAAUCAACAAGACAUUAACUGGAAAAAACUCACGGGUGACUAUGUGUCCACAUUUGAGGUCAAAGGCAAGAAAAUGUUACACGUCCAACCCGAGGCUUUGACCUUGAUUGCUGAACAGGCUAUGGUAGACAUUGCGCAUUUACUACGUCCAGGUCACCUACAGCAAUUGUCCAACAUUCUAAGUGAUCCUGAAGCAUCCAACAAUGAUAAGUUUGUAGCUUUAGAAUUACUGAAAAAUGCCAGCAUAGCAGCGGAUAUGGUCCUGCCAGGGUGUCAGGACACAGGCACAGCAAUCUGUAUGGGUAAGAAGGGACAGUAUGUGUGGACAGAGGGAGGGGACGCUGAAGCUCUGUCUAAAGGUGUCUACAACACAUACCUUAACAGAAAUCUCCGAUACUCACAGGUGGCACCAUUGAACAUGUACAAAGAGGUUAAUACUGGCACAAACCUGCCUGCCCAGAUAGAACUCUACGCUACAGACUCAAGUCAGUAUGACUUCCUGUUUCUCGCCAAGGGAGGUGGUUCUGCCAACAAAACCUUUCUCUAUCAGCAAACCAAGGCCCUCCUCAACCCCGAGAAACUCCUCAGCUUCGUCAAUGAAAAAGUCAAGACACUAGGUACCGCUGCCUGUCCCCCCUAUCAUUUAGCGCUGGUCAUUGGCGGUACAUCGGCAGAGUACAACCUAAAGACGGUCAAACUGGCAUCCACAAAGUACCUAGACACUCUGCCCACAUCAGGGAAUGAACAUGGUCGUGGAUUCCGAGACUUGGAAUUGGAACAAGAGAUACAUAAAUUGACACAACGCCUUGGAAUUGGCGCCCAGUUUGGUGGGAAAUAUUUCUGUCAUGAUGUGCGGGUUAUUCGCCUCCCCCGCCAUGGCGCCUCUUGUCCUGUUGGUCUAGGUGUGUCAUGCUCAGCUGAUAGGCAGAUUGUUGGUAAAAUCACAGAUGAAGGUGUAUUUUUGGAACAACUGGAAACCAAUCCAUCAAAAUAUCUACCUCAGAUUGAAGAGAAAGAUCUCAGUCAAACUGUUAUAGAUGUAAAUAUGAACCAGCCAAUGAGUGAGAUGCUAUCACAGUUGAACCAGUACCCUAUCAAGACUCGGCUCAACCUGUCGGGGACCCUGAUUGUGGCCAGAGACAUCGCACACGCCAAGCUGAAGGAAAGAAUUGACAGUGGGGAUGGACUACCUCAGUACAUCAAAGAUCACCCUGUUUAUUAUGCUGGUCCUGCAAAGACACCAGAGGGUUAUGCUAGUGGAUCAUUUGGUCCCACAACUGCAGGACGGAUGGACUCAUAUGUCGACCAGUUCCAGGCAGCUGGAGGCAGCAUGGUUAUGUUGGCCAAGGGGAACAGGAGUCGGGAGGUGACAAAGGCAUGUAAAAAACAUGGUGGGUUUUACCUCGGCUCGAUUGGUGGACCGGCAGCUAUUUUGGCUCAAAACUGCAUCAAAAAUGUGGAAGUCAUGGAAUAUCCAGAAUUAGGUAUGGAGGCAAUAUGGAAAGUAGAAGUUGAAAAUUUUCCAGCUUUCAUCGUUGUGGAUAAUAAGGGGAAUGACUUUUUUAAGGAAUGGCAAGUUGAAUAAAAAAAAAUAUUCUGUCCAGGACUCGUUUAAUUAAUCAUGUUAAAAUUCAUAACUAACUGUUAAGGGAUUCAAAUUCAGCACCAGAUAAUGGAAGUCAUUUUUAAAAAAAAUGUAUUAUGAAUUAUAAAAAAAUUGUCAUUUUCAGAUUUCAGUUGGUCAAAAUUCAUAAAGCAACUACAGUAUACAGAAAAAAAAAUGCCGCAUUUGAACUUUCGUCUCGAUCAUGAGGACGACUUUAUCUUGACAGAAAAUAUAUAACUUCAGGGCAUACCAAAUAAAGCAAUAACAUCUAAAGGUAAAAAUAACACUCAGCAAAUCAUAGAGCAACUACAGUAUGCAGGGAAAUCUUUGCUGCAAUUUAAUUUCAGCCUUGAUCUUGAGGACAAAAUUAUCACGACAGCAAAUAUAAGUUCAGAGCAUACAAUAUGUAGCAAUAACAUAUAAAGGACAAAUUUAACACUGGGAGAACAUGGAUUUUACUGGUGAAGGACAAAUAUUUGAAUGGUUGAAAGUUUUCCUGUUAUACAGUAAGUAGAUCCUUCUAGGAUCCUAGCGAAACUGAGUCCUUGAUAAUGCCAUGUUAUUGAGUUACUGAUCAAGUGAUGUGAUAGAAACUUUGAUCAUGUGACACAUAGGAAUCCCUGAUCAUGUGAUGACAUUAAUUCUCUUUUUAGACUGUUACGAUUAGUGAUGCUGCUUAUCAUUGUGGGAAGAGUAAAAACUAUCUGGAUAAAUUUUUACGGAGUGAUGUAUAAUAUUAAGAGAUGAGAGGGUUCAUCAGUGAUUAAUAAGUUAUUAUAAAAAAUGAUACUUUAAUCUUAAGAAACUGUAGUAAGUUUACAGAUAUAUAUUUAUUCUAUGAUAUUGAUUUAAAAAGAUGAUGAAAUAUAUUGUAAAAACAAUUGAU
Messenger RNA from Mizuhopecten yessoensis (Yesso scallop), 2699 nucleotides. RefSeq names its product fumarate hydratase class I, aerobic-like. The transcript is spliced from 13 exons. Lineage: Eukaryota; Metazoa; Mollusca; Bivalvia; Pectinida; Pectinidae. Gene Ontology annotation, biological process: generation of precursor metabolites and energy. Gene Ontology annotation, molecular function: fumarate hydratase activity. The record is from RefSeq and is a predicted model, not a curated record. Bases 80 to 1792 code for a protein of 570 amino acids.